AUAGAAGAAACGCUUCCCGCAGACUCUCGGGUGGCGACCCGAUACCGUUGCGGAAACAAACCAAAACGCCACCAUAAUCUCUACCUCUCUCGGUCCGGCUAUGGAUAGCUGCCGUUCUCUUCCCAAGCCUUAUACCUUCGCUCCCCUUGGCUUUUCUCCUGCUGCUGCCUCUCUCCGGCAUAAAGAUGUGAUUCUAAAGAGGGGUGGCAGGAUCUACCUUACACAGAAGCCCCCAGUGCUUGCUUGCAAGUCAAACAUGCAACCCAAUCUUAUGUUUUCAAGCAAGAGUACUCAGGGAGCACAUCAGCAACUACAUUGCUUGCUCUCUCCUGGAAAACAUGUCAUGCAACUUGCACCCACAUCAUCACAAUUUUUAGGAAGAGAGCAAGCUGGGGUAUCACAUAUAAGUACUGCAUUACAUCCACAGCGUACACCCCUUAUGCCCCCAAAAGCUGUGUACAAUGAUAUAUUCAAAUUUCGAUACCCAGUGAUAACCGAGAAGCCAGCUUGGUGGUGGAGGACUUUAGCAUGUGUCCCUUAUUUGUUAGCCUUGCAGAUUUCUGAUGCAGGAUAUUACAUUCACCCCUUCCUAAAACACUUUGAGGUUUUGGAAGAGCUAGUUUUCUUUGUCCCUGGAGCUGUUAAAAGAUUGCCAUCUUGGUUCAUAAUGGUAUAUUUCUACUUUGCAUAUAUUGGAAUUGUGAAGAACGAAAAUUGGCCUCACUACCUUCGGUUCCAUUUCAUGAUGGGGAUGUUACUGGAAACAGCGUUCCAGAUAUUUUGCUAUUCAUGCAAUUUUUUCCCGCUUAUACACUAUAAUGGCAGGUAUGGGAUGCAUUUCGGCGCAGCCAUUGGAUUUAUUUUCAUUUUCACCUUGCUAUAUUGUGUGAGGUAUGCUCUUACUGGGAAUUACGCUGAGAUCCCUUUUAUCAGUGAUGCUGCAUAUAUUCAUACCCUCUUUAAUAUUGGAAGCUUCCAAAGGCCCUUCUAGGAAAGAGGAAAUGCUAUCUUUCUACGUCAUGAAUAACAUCAAUUGUUUGUCCAAUAUAUAGAGCAAUAGUUUAGAGGUCUUGGGAGUUUUUAUAGUGUCGUUCUUGGCAAUUUUUUGACAAAAUAAAAGAUGUUUAAAUCACAGGAUUUUGUUUUUAUGUUGUUCUUAUCAUGAUAAACAAUUAUGUGUCAUCUUGUGUGUUGUUGAGACACAUUUUGAGUGAAAAUUAAAGGUUUAUUAAUGCA
Rubroshorea leprosula is the source of this 1236-nucleotide messenger RNA. The record is from the annotation of a GenBank genome assembly. Lineage: Eukaryota; Viridiplantae; Streptophyta; Magnoliopsida; Malvales; Dipterocarpaceae.